Molecule: messenger RNA, 5891 nt
Organism: Hipposideros armiger (great roundleaf bat)
Lineage: Eukaryota; Metazoa; Chordata; Mammalia; Chiroptera; Hipposideridae
Gene: ATOSA
Product: atos homolog A
Exons: 13
Coding region: 2187-5456 (1089 amino acids)
Source: RefSeq, a predicted model, not a curated record
GGUUUUUAUUUCCAAACACUCUGGACAUAUUUUAUGCAAUUACAGGAUUGUUUUAGAAUUAGAAAGAAAAGAGAUUACUGUCAGAGGCCAAACACCUCAUUUUUAUAGGGGAAAGAAGGCUGAAGAGUGUGACUUGACCAAGGCCAUGCAGCCAUAGUAGUACUGGAAGCUCCAUGAACAUAGUGACCCUGUUUUAGAUCACUUCUUUAUUCUCAGGGACUAGCAGGUACCUAGCAGAUAGUGAGUGCUCAGUUAAUGUAUGCUGAGUGAAUGAAACAAUAAUAUAAAUAACUAAAAAUACACCUCUUUUAAAUACUUUUUCCACUGCCAUAAUGAUCUCCAAUUUUAAAACAGACUUAAGAUUCUCAAUGAAAAGCUUCAAGGUAGUCUAACAAAUGUUCAGAUAGCAUCGUUUAUCCAUCCAUGUGCUGUUAAUUAUUUAAAAGAGAAUUCUUUAGUUUGUGUUCCAAAUUAUCCACCAUUCUCAGCUACUCUCAACAUUUUUUUUCUGGUCUUUGUACUUGCAAAUUAAGCAGAGGAAGAGAAACUAAACCACAGAUCUUGCUGCCUUGUUCACCCAGUAAGCCUUUUACAAUAGCUGUUAUUUGGUCCCAGCUGUUGUGCUAAAUUUAGGAUUUUGGAUUAUCUGUAACUGUUCUUUCUGUCUCCCAUUACCAAGGUUAAUUAAGUGAUUGUAAAACAUGUAAAACGUCAGUUCACAAAAGAAACUACAUUAUACAGUAUUCAACAAUAUCAAAGUCAAAUCUACUGAGAGUUAACAUUUGUAGCCAUUACAUAGAUUAAGGAACGGUUGCCAUUUGUCAGAAGUGUCAUCUUAAUAAUACCAGAAUAUUUCUUUGAAAAUAAAAGAAAAAAGUUACCUUGCUGUAUGUUUUGCCCUCUUUUGAUUAGAUACAAUCUUAAUGUUAAGGCAGUUGGGAAUGUAAUUUUAUAGUACAUAUCAACAAAUCUAGAAAAUAUUACCAAUUUUUCAUAAUAGAAAUUUCAGGUAUUUAGUGGCUCUGAGGGCCAAAAAAAAAUGCAAUUUCCAAUCUUGUACUUUACAAAACCUUUUCUGAUGUAAAAGUAAUACAUACUGUAAAACCUUGGAAAUCAUAGAAUACAAAGACCACAGUAAAUAACCUUUAGACCUAUCUUAAUACCUUUCUGUUGUGAUUCUUGUAUGCAAAAUUAUUUCUAAAAAAAAAAAAAGCUUUUUCUAAUGAAACCAAGGAGCAUGGCAAAUUUAGUACUUCUUGCCCCUGUUUUGAGCUCACAACCCCUUAUGUACUUUGCCUAUAAACUGAGUAGCUAAUAGCUUUAGUGCUUGUUAGGAUUGCUUUUUAAAAUUACAGCAGAUCCUUGUCAUCUGUUUGUGUUUGAGUGAUGACACAACAUCACAACACGAAAUGCAAUGUCACAUUGUUACAGCACAACAAGAAAAUUACAGCUCCCCAACAAUAACACCGUGUCAAAAGUGUCCUCCUGUCAUGAGUCAGUGUUUUAGAUGUUACAAAAGUUAUUUUUAGCACAGCCAGUGCCCCAGGAGCUUGAGUUCCCAAUCCUACUAAAAUCCCUAGUGAUGUGGGAAAAUGUACGGUGAGGGGGCUUGUUCUUAAACUCCGCAACCCCUGACACGCAUGGCUGCCCCCUCGCCUGUCCCGACCACGUUACAUUAGACCCGGUUCCACCGUGCGCUGCAAUCCACUUGGGACUCUUGAAACGACUCUGCGCCAGCAUCCCGUGUGGAGGAGGAGACUAUAAUUAUCCUUCACGUCUGGGGCAGGCCCUCGGAUGACAUCUCCCCAGUUACCCUGUGCGCUAAUAGAGCAGCUCGGAUUCCUGGUCCCAGACCCGCCGCAGCCGGCUCAGUGCGCAGGCGAGAGCGCACGGCCCGAGCGCCCUGCGCUUCUCCGGCCUUCGGGGCUCCGCGGGCCGCACGCAGCCCACCUUCCCCGCGCUCUGGCAGCCGCCGGGCACCUGCACGGAAACCCAGAUCCCCCCGCUAGCGCCCCGGGGCGCGCGGGGCGUUGCCAUAACAACUAGGCGCCCGCCGCUGAGGCCGCCAGGGAGGAAGUGACGAGCGCAUUUUUGCAAACAGCAGUAGCCAUAGAAUCAGCGGCGAGCCUGUUGAAGGAACCCAUACGUGUAUUUCACAGCACCCUGGGUUGAAAUUGGAUGUGAAAAUGAAGCCAGACCGAGAUACUCUAGAUGAAUAUUUUGAAUACGAUGCAGAGGAGUUCCUGGUCUCUUUGGCCUUGUUAAUAACAGAAGGACGAACCCCUGAAUGUUCUGUAAAAGGUCGCUCCGAAAGUUUCCAUUGCCCUCCAGCACAGUCCUGUUACCCAGUAACCACCAAACAUGAGUGUAGCGACAAGCUGGCCCAGUGUCGCCAAGCCAGACGAACCAGGUCUGAGGUUGCGUUGUUGUGGAAGAACAACCUUCCAAUCAUGGUGGAAGUGAUGCUACUGCCAGACUGCUGCUAUAGCGAUGAUGGGCCCACCACAGAAGGAAUUGAUCUGAAUGACCCUGCAAUUAAGCAAGAUGCAUUAUUGUUAGAAAGAUGGAUAUUGGAACCAGUUCCUCGACAGAGUGGCGAUCGAUUUAUUGAAGAGAAGACUCUUCUAUUGGCUGUCCGCUCUUUUGUGUUUUUUUCUCAAUUAAGUGCUUGGCUGAGUGUUUCUCAUGGUGCUAUUCCACGAAAUAUUCUUUACAGAAUCAGUGCUGCUGACGUAGACCUACAGUGGAAUUUUUCACAGACUCCAAUUGAACAUGUAUUUCCUGUUCCCAAUGUGUCUCACAACGUGGCCUUGAAAGUCAGCGUUCAGUCCUUGCCCAGACAAUCUAAUUACCCAGUUUUGACCUGUAGUAUUCACACGAAUAUUGGCCUUUAUGAGAAAAGAAUUCAAGAACACGAGCUUAAAGCCCAUCAGCACCACACUUCUAAUGAAGCAGAACAAUGUAGUACAAACAGUUCACAGCGUCUGUGUAGCAAACAAACUUGGACCAUGGCACCUGAGAGCGGAUUCCAUGCAAAAAAUGGCACAACCUCAGAAUAUUCUGCAGCUGUCAAAAAUGGCAAACUCUAUCCCGGCACUGGCAAGAAACCUGACUGUGGAACAUGUCAAGCCAAUAUUCUGGGCUUCCGUGGUCCAGGAAAUAAAAAGUCACAUGAAACAUCAGUGAGAACUCUAAAAUCAUUUUCCAUGAUUGAUUCUGGUGUCUCUAGCCACCAGAGUUCCUGGCAGUCAGCUGGUGAGACUAAUCCUUUAAUAGGCUCUUUAAUUCAGGAGCGACAAGAUGUUAUUGCAAGGAUUGCUCAGCAUUUGAUUCAUUGUAAUCCGAACAGUUCACAUGUUUCUGGACAUGCAUUGAAUAUGCAAGAAUCUAGUUCACUUAAUUCAAAACUUUUCCGGGUUUCACAAGAAAAUGAAAAUGUGAGAAAAGGUAAAGAAACUUUCUCCAUUUCUUUUGGGAGUCCCGAGUUUACCUCUUUAGAAGACACCAGUGAUGGGAAAAUUCAAGUAAAACUAGAAACUCUUCAAAGUGAAACUUGCCCUUCCAAUGGUGUUUGUUCUCGUCAGUCUGUUGGUGAGACCAAUCCUUUAAUAGGCUCCUUACUCCAGGAGCGGCAAGAUGUUAUUGCAAGGAUUGCUCAGCAUUUGGAGCAUAUUGAUCCAACGGCAUCACAUGUGCCCCGGCAAUCAUUCAAUGUGCGUGACUCCAGUUCAGUUCCUUCUAAAGUAUUUAGGAGUUCAUAUGAAGACAAAAAUUUGUUGAAGAAAAACAAGAGUGAUGCCUCUGUUUCCAUUUCUAAUACAAAAUUUUCUUUGUUAGAAGAUUUCAGUGAAGGGGAAAACUUAAUACCUACUAAAUCGUUUAGUUCUUUUAAAUGCAAUAGUAAAGUCAGGUCCUCUUUGAAACCUCCAAUAAGAAAACAUCUAUAUCAGGACAAUCCUAGCGAAGUCAUCCAGAGUACAUUUCAAGGGUCAGAGGACAAAGCCACUAGUUUAUUGCCUCCCUCAAAUAUGUCUCAUUGCAAAGAAAAUAACUUAGGUUUGACAAUCAGAUUGGAAAAUACACUUUCUGAGUGUCAAUGUAGGCAGCAAGAAAUUGGCAAUGGAAUUGAUAAACGGUGUUCAAAUUGCGACAGUAUUGACAAACAGAUUUGCACAAAGAAGUAUAAGGAAAAAAUAAUAAAAAAUGAAAACUGUAAUCCGGAAUCUUUCAACAGUCACCAAUUUGAUAAACCAAAAAAAAAUGACUCAAAAAUAAAAGUUACUAUGUUGGAAAUGUCUGGAUAUUUGAACAAACUUGAAAAGAAGUGCUCAAAAAAAGACUCAAUAAGACCUACAAUAUGUAAGCAAAAUCUGCAACUUAAUAGUAUAGAAAAUUAUCUCAAUAAAGAUAAUGAAGGCUUCAAAUGCAAAAACCCAGAUCAAUUAAAAAAUGAACAGGAUAAGAAAGAAGAUCCAACUGAUGAAAAAUCUCAAAAUUGUUCCCCAAGAAAGAGUAUGAAAGACUGCUUGUCUACGUGUGAACGACUGAAAAAUACAGAGGUCUUGCAGAAGACUAUACCACUGAAACAGUCAAGUGUCUGGCGGAAACAUAAUUUUCAUUCCUUGGAUGGAACCUCAACCAGAGCCUUUCAUCCUCGAACUGGAUUGCCUCUUCUUUCAAGUCCUGUCCCUCAAAGAAAGACACAAUCAGGUUGCUUUGAUCUGGAUUCUUCGUUACUGCAUCUGAAAAGCUUAGCAUCCAGAAGUCCUCAGCCAUGUUUAAACAUUGAAGAUGAUCCAGAUAUUCAUGAGAAACCAUUUCUGAGUUCUAGUGCUCCACCUAUAACAAGUCUUAGUCUCCUAGGAAAUUUUGAGGAAUCUGUCUUGAACUAUCGUUUAGAUCCUCUCGGCAUUGUCGAUGGUUUUACUGCCGAGGUAGGGGCAAGUGGCGUUUUCUGCCCCACACAUUUGAUUCUUCCAGUUGAAGUGUCAUUCUACAGUGUUUCAGAUGAUAAUGCUCCCUCUCCUUAUAUGGGUGUCAUUACUUUAGAGUCCCUUGGUAAAAGGGGUUAUCGAGUACCUCCUUCAGGAACAAUACAAGUGACCUUAUUUAACCCUAAUAAGACUGUGGUGAAGAUGUUUGUUGUGAUAUAUGACUUACGAGAUAUGCCAGCCAAUCAUCAGACAUUCCUACGGCAACGAACUUUUUCUGUCCCAGUUAAACAAGAAAUGAAGAGAAGUGUUCAUAAAGAGAACUUCCGGCGUACAGAAGAACGGUUAUUACGCUACCUCAUACAUCUGAGGUUCCAGAGUUCUAAAUCUGGAAAGAUCUACCUCCACAGAGAUGUACGACUCCUGUUCUCUAGAAAGUCAAUGGAAGUUGAUAGCGGUGCUGCGUACGAACUCAAAUCUUACACUGAAUCGCCAACAAACCCUCAGUUUUCACCAAGAUGUUGAUAAGGAGUGGCAUUGUAAAGUAUUCGCUCAGUACCCAAGUUUGAAAGUAAAAAUUAGCAUAGAACAGAGUGUACCAAAUUAACCACCGGGAGAGUGGAUCCUCUCCCGUUAUCCUGGACCAGUCUUUAUUCAAGGAUGCCUGGAAUGAGAUCCACAUAUUCCAGGAGACUGGAAACACUCAUGUCCUAAGCCUUUUUGUACUGUUGAAACCACUUCAUUGGACAUGUUGCAAUAGCAAAACACCCCCCACCCCCGCCCCAAUUAGAUUAGUGUUUACACAUUUUAUUUCUCAGUUAUUUAAUAUUUAAUGUUUUCCUUAAUACUCAAGUGAUGUUUGUCUCUAGUGUUCUAAUGUAGCACAAAUCCUAUGUAAAAUCAUACUAUGUAUUUUUGACAUUAAUUGUUGAAAUCUGAAAUAUAUGCACAAGUCUUUAA